This is a messenger RNA of Alternaria alternata, 1425 nucleotides long. RefSeq names its product arf GTPase activating protein. The transcript is spliced from 5 exons. Lineage: Eukaryota; Fungi; Ascomycota; Dothideomycetes; Pleosporales; Pleosporaceae. Gene Ontology annotation, biological process: COPI coating of Golgi vesicle. Bases 1 to 1425 code for a protein of 474 amino acids. Gene Ontology annotation, molecular function: GTPase activator activity. The record is from RefSeq and is a predicted model, not a curated record.
AUGGCUGCCCUCGCCACCAAGACCGAGUCGCAAAACAUCUUCACCAAAUUGAAGUCGAAGCCCGCGAACAAAAUAUGCUUCGACUGCGGCGCAAAGAACCCAACAUGGAGUUCUGUACCUUUCGGCAUCUACCUAUGCCUCGACUGCUCGUCCAACCAUCGUAACAUGGGCGUCCACAUCUCCUUCGUGCGAUCCACCAACCUCGACAUCUGGCAAUGGGACCAAUUACGGAUCAUGAAAGUCGGUGGUAACGAAAGCGCUACCAAAUACUUCCAAUCGCAUGGAGGCUCCGCCGCACUUGCGAGCAAAGACCACAAAGCCAAAUACACCAGCAAUGCUGCCACCAAGUACAAGGAGGAGCUGACUAGGCGCUGUGCUGCGGACGCCAGAUUAUACCCUAACGAGGUUGUAAUCACAGAUGUACCAGAGACUGGCACUGACGGCACCAACACUCCAGCUGGCGAAGACGACGACUUUUUCUCCUCAUGGGACAAACCCACCAUCAAGCGACCGUCGAACCCACCCUCGCGUACCGGUACACCAAAGGUUGGAUCACCCUUCCUGAAGCCUGGUGCUAACGGCAACGGAACCGAUCGCCCCAAGUCGCCACUUGUCGGCGGCUCCGAAUCGAGCACACCCGCUGCAAAGCCGGCAGCCGUUCGCAAGACGACCGCAGGCGCCGCGCCGAAGAAGAACAUCUUGGGCGCGAAGAAGAAGGGCCUCGGAGCAAAGAAGGUGGUUGCUGCUGACGGAGGCCUGGAUUUCGAGGAAGCAGAGCGAAAGGCUCGCGAAGAGGCAGAGCGUAUUGAGAAGUUGGGCUAUGACCCCGAAGCCGAAGCCGCUGAGGCUGCCGCCGCCACAAAAUCGAAAGCUCCUGAGGCGUCAGCCAUCGUCUCUCCCACUCCCGUAUCGCCACCACGAGGUGGUUUCGGUUCUACUUCCAAGCCCGAGCGCUCCAGCCAAGAUAUGGAGAGGUUAGGCAUGGGCGUACAACGUCUGGGUUUUGGGCAAGUAGGUGCCGCGAAGAAGCCUGUAGCACAGAAAAAGAUGGGUGGCUUUGGCAGCGUAGGAAAGCCUGCGCAAGACGACGGGGAGAAGUACGCGCGGGAGAAAUUUGGUACGCAAAAGGGUAUAUCGAGUGACGAGUUCUUCGGACGAAACGCAUUCGAUCCCAGCGCAACCGCGCAGGCCAAGGAGAGGCUAUCAGGCUUUGAAGGCGCAAGCGCCAUCUCCUCCAACGCAUACUUUGGUCGACCCGAGGACGAUGUCGCGGAAGAAGACUACGGUGACCUUGAAACCGCUGCCAAGGACUUUGUCCGCAAGUUUGGUCUCACGGCUGGCGACGAUCUUGAGAACCUGACGAACAUGCUUGGCGAGGGCGCUACAAAAUUACAGGGUGCCGUCCGGAACUACCUCAACUCGUAG